Molecule: messenger RNA, 4248 nt
Organism: Motacilla alba alba
Lineage: Eukaryota; Metazoa; Chordata; Aves; Passeriformes; Motacillidae
Gene: ST8SIA3
Product: ST8 alpha-N-acetyl-neuraminide alpha-2,8-sialyltransferase 3
Exons: 4
Coding region: 135-1277 (380 amino acids)
Biological process (GO): N-glycan processing; oligosaccharide metabolic process
Molecular function (GO): alpha-N-acetylneuraminate alpha-2,8-sialyltransferase activity
Source: RefSeq, a predicted model, not a curated record
GCUGCCAUUUCACCGCCCCGUCCCUCCAUUUUCCUGCGAGCGCGGCGGAGCCGGCCCGGCCCCGGCCCCGCCGCCGCCCCCAAUGUAGCGGCGCGGCCGCCCCGCACCCGCCCAGCCGCGGGGCCGCCUCCGGCAUGCGGAGCUGCAAGAUGGUGCGGGUGGCCAGCGUGCUGGGGCUCGUCAUGCUCAGCGUGGCGCUGCUCAUCCUGUCCCUCAUCAGCUACGUCUCGCUCAAGAAGGACAACAUCUUCGGGGCGCCCCGCGCCGCCGGCGCCGCCGGGCCCCGCAUGUACAUGUUCCACGCGGGAUUCCGGUCUCAGUUUGCACUGAAGUUCCUGGACCCCUCGUUUGUCCCCAUCACCAACUCCCUGGGCCAAGAGCUGCAGGACAAGCCCUCCAAGUGGGUCUUCAACCGGAGCGCCUUCGCCCACCAGAGGCAAGAAAUCCUUCAGCACGUUGACGUCAUCAAAAACUUUUCUCUGAUCAAGAGCAGCGUUCGGAUCGGGCAGCUGAUGCACUAUGAUUACUCCAGCCAUAAGUAUGUUUUCUCCAUCAGCAAUAACUUCAGGUCUCUGCUUCCUGACGUGUCUCCCAUCCUGAACAAGCACUACAACAUCUGCGCCGUGGUCGGCAACAGCGGGAUCCUGACCGGGAGCCAGUGCGGGCAGGAAAUUGAUAAAUCCGAUUUUGUCUUUCGGUGCAACUUUGCUCCAACCGAGGCUUUCCAGAAAGAUGUUGGAAGGAAAACCAACCUUACCACCUUCAACCCCAGCAUCCUGGAGAAGUAUUACAACAACCUCUUGACCAUUCAGGAUCGCAACAACUUCUUUUUAAGUUUGAAAAAGCUCGAUGGGGCCAUUCUUUGGAUCCCCGCUUUUUUCUUCCACACGUCGGCGACGGUCACGAGAACACUGGUCGACUUCUUUGUUGAGCACAGAGGGCAGCUAAAGGUCCAGCUGGCUUGGCCAGGAAAUAUCAUGCAGCAUGUUAACAGGUACUGGCGGAACAAGCACCUGUCCCCGAAGCGGCUGAGCACAGGUAUCCUCAUGUACACGCUGGCUUCGGCCAUCUGCGACGAGAUCCACCUGUACGGGUUCUGGCCCUUCGGCUUCGACCCCAACACGCGGGAGGACCUCCCGUACCACUACUAUGACAAGAAGGGAACCAAGUUCACCACCAAGUGGCAGGAGUCCCACCAGCUGCCUGCAGAGUUCCAGCUGCUCUACAGGAUGCACGGUGAAGGACUGGCCAAACUCACCUUGUCGCAUUGUGCCUAAGAACCUAAAUCUUGAAGUGCCAAACGAUUGUCUAAAAAAGUGCCCAAAACCAAAUUAAACAUUCUUCAGAUAGAAUUCUAAAAAGGAAACAAACCCACCCUAGAAUCUUUUCCAUAAUUUAAAGAUGCUUUUUAGCUACUGCUCAUCCAAGGUUUCAGCAUAUUUAGCAGUGCAGGAGCUUUUAUCAUGUUCUGUGGAUGCGAUUUGUGCAGCUGCAAAGUUGAAACAUUUUGCAUUUCUAGAUAAGCCACUCCGUAUGUUUUAUGUCUGUUCAUAUUUUAGCAUUCUACUGAACACCCUAAAUAAUUUGAUUGUUCCUUCCCAUUAGAGCCAGAAAUGCUACUUUUAAAAGGUUUUGCUUCUUUUGUAUGUGUUGCUCUCAAUAGCUCAGCGUUGCCGUGGCCGAUGGAGGAAGCCGCUCGGAGUUCCAGCGCAUCAUCACACGCGAGUUCCUCACUGUGCAUCCUGAUUGCCGCCGCUUGGGUAUUUUCCUGUUUACUGAAUUUUACAUUUUUUAAAGAAUAACAAGGAGAAGGUCACAAAGUGGCUCAUACCUUAGCUAGGUGUUUAUAUCACUCUUGGAAUACUUCAGUGUUUUAAUUCCUUUUGGGACAGAUCCUAGCCCAGACUAGACAGACGGAAGCAUGUUCGUUCCCAUCCAUCUGAUACUAUUCUGUCAUUUGAUUUUAAAGUUGAACCACCACAAUACAUGGAAUUAGGCAUCUCUGGAGACAAAUUCGGUGAGAAAAGCCCCAAACCCCAUCCUUCUGCUUGGGCAGGGACUGGCAGGAUGGGCAAAAAUGGAAGCCAGGUGCUGGGAUUUUUAAAACCAGUUUUUGUAGGGCAGUGAAGAGCUGCAGUGCAGGGAAGAGGAGAUGCCAUGACCAAAUUUCCCCAUUUAUGUCUCUAACUCACCAGUCAGACGGCUGGAGUAGUGUCCCCAUUUUCCCAUCACCAGCAGCACUCCAAGGCAGACCGGGCAGCUGCUCCCUUGGCACCACAGGAAAUCCAGCUGUUUGGGGACAGGAUGAACAAUAGGGUCACUUACAGUUGGGAAGUGUUGGCCAUUAUGUCUCGGGAUGAAGGAGACUGGGAAAUAACUGGGUUUCUCAUGAGUAUGCUGGCAAGUAUUUAACAAUUUUUUUACUGUUCUGAGUGAGAACUAACCCCACAAUGAAAGAAGAUGCAAAAUCCAGUAUUUUAAAUGGCACAGGUUAAUUUUCCUUAGCUUCUUUACCUGUGAUCAGACAUAGGAGAUGAGGAAGGAGAUCUCCAGCGCAGCACCCAAGCUGAGCAGCCCGUGUGUGUCCUGGUGCCCACUGUGGCACCGCAGCUCCGCUGGCCCUGCAGCCAGGACGGUUCUCCCCCACGCCCCUGGGUGGAGAAGGAGCUGGUGGCUUUCUCCUUCACCUGAAUUAUCCCACAUUUCCCAGCUUUGCUUGCCCAAAGGCUGUUUAGGGCUGUGGUGGGGCUUGGAUCACCCCCCUGCUGCCCCAUGCCCAGAGCUGCCCCAGCCACUCUUCCUGGGGCUCUGGGCAGUCCUGCGCUCCUCACUCUUGCUCAGCAGGGUCCAGCUCGAGUGCCUGUGCUCCUGCAGUGUCAGUGGUGCAGUGGUGAUGUCCCAGUGCUGGACUGAGUCCCCCUGGUGCCAGCAAGGGCUGUGGGAUCACUGCCUCUGGGGUGGUGGGGCUGGCAGUGGCUGGGCAGCACUGGUCCCAACAGAGCCUGCAGGGACCCUUCUCCACGUGCUGGGGCACACGGAUUGUUUAGCCCCAAACUGGAGAUUGCACAGGGAAAGAAGAGCUCUGCACCGGUGGUUAAUGAAGUGCAGGAGUGAAUAAUUUGUGAUAUUGUUUCCUAUGGAACUGUUCAGCAGCCGUGCUGGUCACUGGGGUCCAUGGUAAAGCGGUGCCCAGCAGCUCUAAUCCGAGUGGCAAAGAGCCCACCGGGGCAGAGGGGCCACCCCGAACCCCCAGUGACCCUUCUUGGCUUCUCUGAAUGCCAGGUAUUUUUAUCAAGAGGCCUUUUACCAGUUUCCUGUGGGGACCCAUCAUUUCUCAUCGGCAAAUUAAAUAAAUGAGAACUAUUAUCAUUGUAUUGGCAUGAAAGCAGGGAGCAGUGUGCUCCAUACAGUUUCUGGAACCUCCCACAGUCCUGGAGAGGGGCAGAACCCCCUGCCAGUCCCGGGCACAGCCCUGGCGCCACCACCAGAACUUUCCAAAAGCACAAAGAGGCACCAAACGCAGAGAAGGAAGCACAAAACUGACUGCAAAUAUUUGGAAAUGGGAAUACAGAAAAAUUAUUGACAGAAGGCCAUAUUACAUCAUUGAUUUUUAAGCAAAACUCCCCAUCGAUGCUCCAGACCCACAUUGAACAUUUCAGAAUCAUUGAUUUUAAUGGGGAGUUCUGCCCUGAGAUCGAUGGCACAGCACAGCCCAAAGUAAAUUGCUUCUUAGUAUCAAUAUUCUUUUGCCCAAGCUUAUGCGAGGUGCAAAACCAUCUCAAAGUGCGCAGCUUUUGUUUUGCCAGGUGGGGUCUGAGGGAGUGGUGGGGAUGGCAGGGGAUGGAGAAGACGGUGGCUGAGGAGGAGAGGCUCUUUGGGGGUGCCUCUCUGCAGCACAAAUGCCUUUGCAUUAAUAAACAAGUAUCUUUAUUGUUUAUUUAAUUGUUAUUUACAAGGUGCUGGGGGCUGCCCUCCUUGCUCAGGACAGCCAGUGGCCCCUGCAAGUGGCAUCACCUCAGCUGGGCUCCUCCUUCCCUCUCUUUGGCCCCAAACCUUCCUGCAGGAAUUCCUGAUGGUUCAGGGAGAAUUCUCCUUCCCAUGACUGAAUGUCUAGACAAGCCAACAGAGCUAAUGCAGCGUGAUCAAUACCUGUGAGUACAAAACAUUUGAGGCUCCAAAAUCCAGACAAGUCCUCCCGAGCAGCUCCCUCCACUGGGAGACCCUGCUUGGCCCUGGGCUGCCAGGACA